UGAAGCAACCGACUCGUCCCGAGUCCUACUCGUCUUGAAUGAUUUCACCUUGCAAUGAAUGAAUAUUGUUUUAGACACCCCGUGUACAAAUUGUUCACAUAAGUAACUCGUCGUCGGGACUAAUAAACGGUGUUUACAGUGUUCUAUUGGUGUAUCCGUGGUGACAGUGGUAUUUACAAUAAUUUCUCCCUAUUGUGUGACCGUUGUGUUUACGUGCUGAAAACAUUAUCUAUUGUGGAAAAUUGAGCUAACCGGCUUUAAAAUUUCCUGUUUAAUGGGAUCUUGUUGACGCACAGGUGUAGAAGGUCGGCAAGAUGCCGGAGGGCGUGCCCAAGGAGGCCAAGGAUGAGGCCAAAACCAAGCCCAAGGAAGAGAAGCGGCCGCACCACGGCAACCUGACCAAAGUGAAGGUGGAACUACUCGAUGGGUCCAGUUUGAACUUGGACGUGGACAAAAAGAUCCGCGGCCACGAACUCCUGAACUCCGUCUGCGACAAAUUGAACCUAGUUGAGAAGGACUACUUCGGGCUGCUGUACGAGGACCGUGGGGAUCCACGCGUCUGGAUCGACCUCGACAAGCGGGUGUCGAAACUGCUGAAACGAGAACCAUGGGAAGUGAGGUUCGCGGUGAAAUUUUACCCCCCGGAACCAGGCCAGUUGCAGGAGGAACUGACGCGGUAUCAACUCGUGUUGGCGGUCAGGAGGGACCUCCUAGAAGGUCGUCUGCCAUGCUCGACGGUGACGCACGCGUUGCUGGCCAGCUACCUGCUGCAGUCCGAGCUCGGCGACUACGAGGAGUCUGAGGCAGCGGCGGGGCACUGCAAGCAACUGAAGCUGGUCCCACCAUCGGCCUGCACGCCGGAACUAGAGGAGAAGGUUGCGGAGUUGCACAAGACACACAGAGGCCAAACCCCAGCGGAAGCUGAGCUGAACUACCUGGAGAAUGCUAAGAAACUGGCCAUGUAUGGAGUGGACCUCCAUCCCGCCAAGGACUCUGAGAAUGUGGACAUCACGCUUGGCGUGUGCUCGUCUGGUCUACUCGUGCACAGAGAGAAGCUGCGCAUCAACCGCUUCGCGUGGCCCAAGAUCCUGAAGAUCAGUUACAAACGCCACAACUUCUACGUGAAGCUGCGCCCUGGCGAGUUUGAACAGUUCGAGUCCACGGUCGGCUUCAAGCUGGCCAACCACCGCGCCGCUAAGAAACUGUGGAAAACCUGCGUAGAACAUCAUACCUUCUUCAGGCUGACGUCCCCGGAGCCGUCCCGCGGCGCGGUGUUCCCCCGGCUGGGGUCCCGGUUCCGUUACAGCGGCCGCACCCACUACGAGUCCCGCGCGGCGCCCCCGCAGCGUCCCCCGCCGCACUUCUCCCGUACGCUGUCUCACCGCAAGAUCUCCUCGCGCAGCGUCGACGGCCUCGCAGCCGCCGACAAGGAUGACCUGAUGCCGCCCGAAGCCGCCAAGCGGCACACCAUGCCUCCACAGCCGGCGCCGCGACCUGCUGGUAUCAAGGACAAGAAGCCGCCCCCUGGUGCUGUGAAAGUGAUCCCAACUGAUAAGAAGCCGGAGAAGAUCGUUGAACAGCGAAAACCGGCAGAAAACGGUACUGACACGUCGAGUGACCCUGGCGUCACCAAUAAUGUAGAGACCACACCUAAAAAGUCCAAGGGAGGUUUUGGACUGUUCAGUGGCAAGAAAGACAAGUCGCCUAAAGAAGAAAAGUCCUCUAAAAUUAAGUCACCGAAAGAUAAAGACAAGAAACUUAAGGAUCCCAAAGCAAAGGCUGUGCUCGAGACAUCAGCGGAUAGUUCUAAUCUCGACACUUCACCUGACACGAGUCCCAUUAAGUCUGAGCAGGAGAAACCUGGUUUUACGAAACCUUACGAAUAUACAGAUACCGAGAAAAGUCCAACUCGCAGUAAACCAUUCAUUCAAGGAGCAUUUAGUUACGAAAAGGAACCUAUUACAGAAGAGAAACAGAGAGAACUUGAUGGCCGAAGUCCUACUACAAGGAAAUCUGGUCUUGCCUUUAAUUACGCUCCAGGAGAAGAAAAGAAGUUAGCUGAAAGUGCUGAGAAACGAAAGACGCCUGAUGAUUUAAGUGCUUUAAAAACUCCUGGUAUUGAUUACGUGCAAUCUGCAGCUUUGAAAGAACAAGCGAAAACUCCUAAGAAUCUUGUAGAUCCAACUCUUGCGCUAUUAGAUUCGGAACGGGCCCAUCAUGAGGCUCCAUUAGCUGCCGUAGCCGCAGCACCUGUUGCUGCUAAACCUGACAAUGAAGUACAAGUUGUUAUAAUAACUGGAAGAUACAACCCGAAAAAUAAAAAAUUAGAUGAUGCCAACGGUACUAUUCUUGUUACAAAAGGGACAUUAAAUAAAGCUAGCGGCAAAAUUCAAACGGAAAAAGAAGUAAUAAAUCCUAAAUCUGGUCAAGUCGGGUAUACUGACCCCGUAACAGGUAAACAUGAAAUUAAAAAUGGCCAUGUGGAUUCUAAAUCUGGUCAUAUACUUUUCACAUCUGGUGUAAUAGACCCUAAAACCGGAAAAUUGGAUCCUACGCUAGCCCAACAAUAUUGUUUUGUUGAGAGAGCUACCGAUAAGGUAGGAGCUAAGCCCGGCAGGGAGGUUGACUUGGUAGUAAUUACAGGAAAAUAUGAUGGUAAACACAAGAAAUUAGAUGCAGCACACGGACACGUGGAUGUUUCUAGGGCGAUAGUUGGACCUGAUGGUAUUGUCACUUCCAAUUACGGCACCAUCGACCCCAGAACUGGAAAGAUUGAUUAUAUUGAUCCAAAGACUGGUAAACAGGACCCUAAGCAAGCUUAUGUAGACAAUAAGACUGGUAAUCUUCUCGUUACUACUGGUGUUCUUGAUCCGAAAUCUGGAAAAGUUGAUUCUUCACUGGGCCAACAAUUUAGUGUAAUUGAGAAGGAUGCUACUAAGGCGAAUAGAGAAGUCCGACUGGUUGUUGUUACUAGCAAGUAUGAUUUAAAGAAUAAGAAACUAGACCCCUCUUUUGCCCAUGUAGAUGCAGUCAAAGGAGUACUUAGUGGAUCUGAUGGUAAAAUUUACACGGAAUAUGGUGUCAUUGACCCGAGAACCGGUGAAAUACUGGUCACUGAUCCCAAGACUGGAAAACAAGAAAUCAAACAAGCUCAAGUAGAUACUAAAACUGGCAACAUUUUACUCUUAUCUGGUGUAAUUGAUCCAAGGACUGAUCAAUUGGACGUAUCUAUGGGUCAACAGUACAGUAUUGUAGAUAAACCUAUAGAUACUUUUGCAUCUUUACCAGGAAAGGAAGUUCAGUUGGUUGCUAUUACAGCCAAAUAUGAUUCUAAGAAUAAAAAAAUAGAAAAUGCUAACGGGUUCGUAGAGACAUCGCGUGCUAUAAUAAGUGAUAAAGAUGGUACGGUACACACCAAUUUUGGAAUUUUAGACCCUAAUUCUGGUAAAAUCCUCUUCACCGAUCCCAAAUCUGGUAAGCGAGAUUCAAAGCAAGCUACAAUCGAUGCCAAGACUGGAAGCUUUCUACUAACUUCUGGUGUUAUUGAUCCUAAAACUGGCAAGUCCGAAUCUUCUCUUGCUCAGUUGUUGACUGUAGUAGACAAAGAUGCUCCCAAGGGUAUCCCAGAGAGAUAUGUAAAUCUGGUCAUUGUUACUUCCAAAUAUGAUCCUAAGAGUAAGAAAUUAGACCUCGCAAACGCUCAUGUUGAUUCUAUUCCUGGAAAAAUUGAUAGUGAUGACAAAGUCCACGCAGAUUUUGGUGUCAUUAAUCCUAGUACUGGUGAAAUAACUAUCACAAAUCCAUUGACUGGUAAACAAGAACUAAAGAAAGCCGCUGUCGAUUCGAAGACAGGCAACUUAUUGUUAACGUCUGGUGUGGUUGACCCUCAUACUGGACAAGUUGAUUCAAGCCUAGGACAACAAAUAACGGUUGUAGAUAAACCGAAGGAUAAAUUUACAACUGUACCAGGAAAAGAAGUACAGCUCGUUGUAAUUACAAGCAAGUUUGAUUCUAAAAAUAAGAGGUUAGACAAUCCAAAUGGUUUUGUAGAAACAUCACGUGGUAUAGUCGAUGCAAAUGGGAAAGUUCACACUAAUUUUGGUGUUAUUGAUCCAAAAACUGGAAAAAUUGAGCAUAUUGAUCCAAAAUCAGGUAAACAGGAAAUCAAACAAACUGUAGCUGACCCCAAGACUGGAUCCUUGUUACUCGCUACAGGCGUAGUAGACCCGAAAACAGGAAAGACAGAUUCUUCUCUUGGUCAACUGUACACUGUAGUGGACAAAGAUGCGCGAAAGAGCAUUCCAGAAAAACUUGUGAAUUUAGUUAUUAUCACCUCCAAAUUUGAUCCCAAAAAUAAGAAACUGGAGCCUUCUGAUGCACAUGUAGAUACAAUUCCUGGUAAAAUUGAAAUAGAUAAUAAGAUACAUACAGAGUUUGGAAUUGUAGAUCCACGUAAUGGUGAUAUCAUUGUGACAGAUCCUGCUACUGGAAGACAGGAAGUUAAGAAAUCUAUUGUUGAUCCGAAAACUGGUAACUUAUUGCUUACGUCAGGUGUUAUGAAUCCAACUACACGACAAAUCGAUCCGACAUUAGGUCAACAAAUAAGUGUGGUACAUGAACCCAAAGAAAAAUUCACUACAGUACUAGGGAAACCAGUACAAUUGGUAAUAAUUACAAGCAAAUAUGAUCCCAAAAAUAAAAAAUUGGACAAUCCUAAUGGCUACGUCGAGACUUCCCCCGGUAUAGUCGCCGCUGAUGGCAAAAUUCAUACGAAUAUCGGUAUUAUUGAUCCCAAGACAGGAAAAAUAGAGCAAGUUGAUCCUAAAACAGGGAAAACUGAGAUUAAACAAGUUGUUACAGAUCCAAGAACAGGCUCUCUGUACAUAACAUCGGGCGUUGCUGAUCCCAAAACUGGUAAACCUGAUUCAUCUUUAGCUCAACAAUUAACGGUUGUUGAUAAGUCUGCCCGGCGAGGUAUUCCUGAACGUCAUGUAAAUUUAGUAAUUGUUACAUAUAAAUAUGAUCCAAAAACGAAAAAGGUGGAUCUGUCUAAUGCUCAUGUGGAUACGAUACCGGCCAGAAUUGGAAACGAUGAAAAAGUGUACACUGAAUUCGGAACUGUUGAUCCAUAUACGGGAGAUAUUGUAUUUAUAGAUCCAAUCACUGGUAAACAAGAAAUUAAAAAAGCCGCUGUUGAUCCUAAAACUGGAAAUAUAUCUCUUACGUCAGGAGUUGUUGAUCCUCAAACAGGGCAAGUGGACCCUACUUUGGCACAACAGUUAAGUGUUGUAGAGAAACCUUUAGAUACUUUUAAUUCCAUACCAGGUAAAGAAGUACAGUUAGUAGUUAUUACUGGUAAAUAUGACUCUAAAAAUAAAAGAUUAGAUACUCCUAAUGGUCGUGUCGAAACAUCAAGAGGCGUUGUUGUGUCUGAUGGCCGAGUUUAUACAAACUUUGGUAUUAUUGACCCAAAGACAGGUAGAAUUGAGCAGAUUGAUCCUAAGACAUCAAAACCAGAAAUAAAACAGGCUAUUGUAGAUUCGAAGACAGGAAAUUUAAUUCUGAGUGGUGUUUAUGACACGAAAACUGGAAAACCUGAUUCAUCACUUGCCCAACAAUUUAGCAUUGUUGAAAAAGAAAUUAAACCAGUUGAAAGAGAAAUCCACUUGGUUAUUAUAACUACUAAAUACGAUCCCAGGACAAAGAAACUCGACCUAACUCAAGGACAUAUAGAUACUGUUACUGGUACUCUUGGUCCCGAUGGUAAAAUCCGCACUGCAGUGGGAGUUGUCGACCCUGUCUCUGGAGAGAUUGUGGUUACAGAUCCAAAAACUGGAAGGCAAGAGGUUAAGAAAGCUCAACUUGAUCCUUCAACGGGUCAUAUGAUUGUUAGUAAUCAAAUAGUCGAUCCUAAGACUGGAAGAGUGGACCCUACUUUAGUGCAACAAUAUAAUAUUGUGAACAAGACUGUUGUACCACAUCCUAAACCAAUUUCAAAGGGCGAAGUGCGUUUAGUAAUUGUUACUAGCAAAUAUGAUCCGUACACAAAAACAGUCGAUGCUGGUUCUGGAACGAUAGACGCCUCCAAAGGGUAUGUCAGUGCUGAAGAUGGCAAGAUACAUACUGAUUUUGGUAUCAUCGAUCCGAGGUCAGGUCAAAUCUUAUAUAAAGAUCCCGUGACCGGAAAACAAGAAUUAAAACAAGCCGAUAUCGAUCCAAAAACUGGCAAUUUUGUAGUGACUACUGCAGUAAUUGAUCCUAAGACGGGUAAGGUUGAUCCUACAUAUGCUCAACAAUUGAUAAUAGUCGACAAACAAAAUGUUUUGUCAAGUGCAGCACCAAUAGGGCAAAGAGUUAGUAUCUCUCCCGUACGACAAAUUCCUUCACCUGUAAAGACGCCUCCACGCACACCCGUUCAGACGCCAUUACAAUCACCUGUGCGAACAUCUUCGCCUCUUAGCUCAAGUCUAGCUCAGAAAGCUUCACCUAUAACUACAGUGCAACGAGCAAGUCCUGUAAAACCAACAACACCACCUCCUGAACCGCCAAAGAGAAAGAUUGUAAAAAUCAUGGUCAUUUUUACUAGGAUCGAUCCAAAAACUAAAAGGCCGGAUUUGAAUACAGCUGAAGUGGAACAUUUAACUGGAAUCCUGGAUCCGAACGGACUUAUUGAAACUAAGUAUGGUGUUAUAGAUUCAAAUAAAGGGCACAUCAUUAUUACUGAUGCUGCAGGUCAAAAAUUGACUAAAGAUGGCACUGUUUUGGCUGAAACUGGACAGAUAUUUAUUCCCUCAGGUGCAGUUGACCCGAAAACAGGCAAAGUUGACUCCAAUUUAGGUAUGAUUUUAAGCGUUGCUAAGCAAGAUGACCCAGUUGUGGAGAUUACAACUAUAACAGGACCCAUAGAUCCUAGAACAGGCAAAGUUGACAUUGAAGUAGGUACAGUAGAACAUACAAAAGGCAAGGUCGACGCUGAAACCGGACAUAUUUCUACUAAAUAUGGAGUUAUCGAUCCAUCAAAUGGUGUUAUAUUUGUGACCGAUACAUCGGGAGCCCAAGACACAAAACCAGUCAGCAUUGAUGAAAACAAUGGACAAAUUACGAUUACUAACGUUGUGGAUCCCAAAACUGGCAAGCUAGAUCCUAAGCUGGGUCAAGUUAUUGUUGUUGGUACACAUAUUGAUCCUGUAGUGGAAGUGACGACAUUCGUUGGCAAAGUAGAUUCUAAGAAAGGUCUUAUUGAACCUAAACACUCCGUAAUUGAGAGUUCUACAGGCCAGCUAAAUCCGGAUAACAACAAAAUUGAUACUAAAUAUGGCCAAAUUGAUCUCGUUAAAGGUACUGUAACAUAUAAUGAUCCCAAGAAUGGUAAAUUCGAAAGUAAAGAACUUAAAGUAGAUCCUAUUACUGGACAGUUCUUACUUCGAAGCGGACAAAUCAACCCUAAAUCAGGUAAACCCGACAAAGACAUUGGUAGAUUGAUUUGUUUGAGAAUUAUUAAGAAUAAAGUGGACCCAGUCUCUGGAAAACAAAUUGUUUCUAAUGAUCCUAAAAACGUCAAAGUUGAUCCUAAAACCAACCAGAUAUGGAUUGCCGGUCCUAAGGACCCAUACACCAAUGAAACCCUGUAUACAGCGGGCCAGGUUGAUCCCGUUACAGGCUACAUUGUUACAAUUUAUGGGCGUUUAGAUCCUAAAACGGGUACAAUUGUUAGAACUACAGAUAUCGACAAGUUCCUUAUAAAAGUUGAUCCAGUUAAUGGCCAAAUAUAUACUGCGACUGGCGAAGUGGAUGAAAAUAAUCAACCUUUAUAUUCAGCUUCACAAGUCGACCCCGGCACUGGAGAAAUUUACACUAAACUUGGCAAAAUCGAUCCGGCAACCGGCAGGUUAAUUAUUAUUAAAAUUUAUGUGAUCACUCAGAAAGACGACAAAGGACGCGUCAAAGAAGUUGAUCCCAAAGAAUGCACAAUUGAUGAAACAACAGGCAGAAUUAUUACUACAAAGACCGUAUACUUGUAUCAAAUGAUUGAUCCUAUAACUGGAGAAACUAUUGACGUUGAUCCAGACGAUCCUCGACUGAAAGGGGCGAGAACAACGGUUACUCAAACUAUGACGUUAUCAGGCAAAAUUGACCCAGUCACCGGCAGGAUAAAGACAGAAUAUGGAGACAUAGAUCCGGACACAGGUGAUAUAGAUCCGAGCACAGCCGUCAGGGAUCCCGUCACUGGACAAUUAAUAUUGCAUUAUUCACAAAUCGACCCAUCCCACUUCGAAGAUAAGAGCGGGAACUAUACGAUCGAAAAAGAGACGCAAGAUCUACCCGCGAACAUUGACAUACAAACGGUAAACACACACAAGUUCUCGACGUUCGGCAAGGACGAGAGUCCGGCCCGAGGGGACGAGCCGAAGAGUUUCACCGAGUACACCACCAGUGAGCACAUAAAGCACCAGGGAUACGUAUCUUCCACCCCUCUGUCCUCAAAGAUCCCGAUUUCGCAGCGAAGCAAGAAAACUCCCACGCCCCCAGUUGUAGUGAAGACGACCACGAAGCAGCUCCUCACGAAGAACGACGAGGGAGUCACCCAUAACGUUGAGCAGGAGGUCGAGAACCUCGGCACGGGGGAGGUCACAUUCUCCACACAUACGAAUAAGGCGGAAAGCAUAGAGCCGAUAGAAGGGAAGAGCCCCUACGUCACAGCCAGGGCGGUGACCACACGGACGGCGACCACGCACCACGACCUUGAUACCAAGGCAAAGACCCAGCAGAUGGAGGAGAAGACGGUGGCGCACACGUUAACAUCCUCCGCCACGAGGCAGGAGCAACGGGUUCUGACUCAGGAAGUCAAAACUAUGGUCACUACCGGCGAUCAGCAUACCAGACGCGGCUCAGAAAGCUCGCUGAGCAGCGGUGACUCUGGUACGCCGAUCGAUUUUGAGGAAGGCGCCGGAGAAGGUCACUACUACCUUACUGAGCCGGGUACCUACCGGACCACGACGACGUCGACGGUGUCUGGCAACGCGCCGUUCGGCAGCAUGGUGCACGGGGCGGCCACUAGAACGAGCACGGGUCCGCAGCCAACCGAGGAGACAGUGGAGACGACCAACGCGGAGGGCGAGGUAGUCUCCUCUCAGACCAUCAGCUCCAAGACACGCACCGUCGAGACCAUAACUUACAAGACGGAGCGUAACGGCGUGGUGGAGACACGAGUGGAACAAAAGAUCACCAUCCAGUCGGACGGCGACCCCAUCGACCAUGACAGAGCCCUCGCUGAAGCCAUACAGGAGGCCACAGCGAUGAACCCCGACAUGACAGUGGAGAAAAUAGAGAUACAACAGCAGAGCACGCAACCGUAACGCGGCUGCUCUCAGCGACGCCGCCAUCUUGUGACUGCGUGCAACAAAAUGGCGUCCACGGUAACAUAACGUUGUAAUAUCUUGUCCCUUUCACUCUCCAUAAGUGCGAAAGGGUCUCAAGGUGUUCAUAACUUGUAUGUAUAUGAGCUGCAUACAUUGAAAUGUAGUUGUAAGUGAAAUCACUGCGAAUAUUUAUAUAAGUUAUUUAAUUAAACAUUUAUAUUAAUUGAUAAAUGAGGUUAAUUACAUUUGAUGUUGUGACGUCGACGCGCACCGUACGAUUAUUUUAUUGAAUGUUAAGUAUUGUUUAUGUAAAGAAAAUAUACGACAGCAUUUGCAAGUUUUUUAAAUAAACCUAGACUUAAGCAUCAUAUUUCCCAUAAUGGCUUUUAGCAAUCAUUGUUGCCAUAGUUAAAAAUCGUGUAAAAUUUCAUUAUAACAAUGUUUUGUCUAUGGGAUAGCUUUAAACUGUCACACGAGGUAGACCACCGUUUUAGAUUAAAAAAAAAACAAAUGUUUCCCCCUAUUAAUAUAUUAUUACAAUCUGUAAUCAUUACAAUGUAACACGGGACUAAUAAGAAAUGUUUAUAGCCCGACGUACACUUUACUUUUGCUUCGUAAAAAAAUACGAAAGAAGUUUUAUGUAUAUGCAAUAUUAGUAUAGAUAUUAUACUAUGUGCGCUGUAGUAUGUGGCGGGUGACAGUUGCCUGUAUUUGUAGACUAGACCAUUCUGGCUGGGUUAAAUUUAAGUUAUUACAGUUAUUAAUAAUUUAAUAUAUUACAAAUGUGGUACAGCUGAAAUACUAAGUCUUAUUAAAUCACGGCAACUUUCAAGCGUGAAACGAAACGUUACUGAAACCGUCAUCCGCAUCAUGCCACAGCGUACAUGGUAUAGCUGUAUUCGAACUGUUGGCGGAUUUGCAAUUAAAAAAAAAUACCGUUCUUUAUUUAAAAUAUUUAAGCGUGUACACAUUUUUUUUUAAUACAGGCAAAGGUAAAAGUGACGUCGGGCCGUGUUGAUACAAAACUAUAAAUACCUAUAUGAUUUGUUGCUAAACUAUAUAAUCACCAUUUAGGUGCUACUUAGGGUUAGUUAUGUGUUAGUGCCGUUAUUGUAACAUGGCUUCAGCUGGGCGAACGGUCUGCGACUUGACUCUUAAUAACAAUGUUUAAGAGUGUCUUAAAUACUGUUCACGUUAUACUUAAAAUCGUUUCCCUUUCGUGCCUUUUCGAAGCGUUGUCAACAUUCGAUCUUUGCCUAUUAAGAAAAAAAAGAUAAUAAAUUUUUUAUUAUUAAAUUUAUUUCAUAUUUUGUUGAUCAAUAAAUUAGGUACGAAUGAGAGUAUUGAAUGUGUGUAUUUUACAAUGAAAAUUAUGUUAACAAGGGUUGUUUCAAUGAUUGAUCUGGACCGUUUUCUACAGCGAAGCACAGCUUACCCGAUCGAUGUUAGAAUAGAGCCAAGCGUCAGCCUCAAUCACAGGCACUGCGAUAAAACGACGUACGAAUAAAAUCACAGAAAAACGACGCUAAAAAUGCGCCGCCAUCUUGUAAUCGCGUUGAAACAAAAUGGCGUCCGUUAUGAGCGGGAAAAUAUUGUGAAUGAAUGACUGAAAAAUUCUUUAUUGUUCUCUCUCACAGAAAAAAAUUAACAAUUACAUAAAUUAAUAUAUACGCCAUUGUGUUCAGUAGUGAAACACUAAAGUAACUGA
This is a messenger RNA of Achroia grisella, 11067 nucleotides long. RefSeq names its product protein 4.1 homolog. Bases 315 to 9356 code for a protein of 3013 amino acids. Gene Ontology annotation, molecular function: actin binding; structural molecule activity. The transcript is spliced from 18 exons. Gene Ontology annotation, cellular component: cytoskeleton; plasma membrane. The record is from RefSeq and is a predicted model, not a curated record. NCBI's taxonomy places the organism in Eukaryota, Metazoa, Arthropoda, Insecta, Lepidoptera, Pyralidae.